CCGGUCACCGCUCACCUCUCGCCCAAGGUUCGCCUGAGCAGGGAGGGCGCGGUGGCGGGAUACGGCAUGUUGGCCGCCGAGGAGCUGGAGGCGGGAGAGGUCCUCUUCACCGUCCCUCGGGCCGCGCUGCUGUCCCAGCACACCAGCUCCGUCCAGGGCCUCUUGCAGGAAGCCCAGGAGUCCCUGCAGAGCCAGUCCGGUUGGGUGCCUCUCCUGCUGGCCCUGCUACACGAGUACACAGCCAGCAACUCCCACUGGCAGCCUUAUUUCUCCCUCUGGGAGGACUUCAGGAGCCUGGAUCACCCCAUGUUCUGGCCUGAAGAAGAGCGGAGAAGGCUCCUGCAGGGCACAGGCAUCCCAGAAGCAGUGGACAAGGACCUUGCUAACAUCCACCUGGAGUACACCUCCAUCAUCCUGCCGUUCAUGGAGUCCCACCCCAACGUCUUUGACCCCAAGCUGCACACGCUGGAGUUGUACAAGCAGCUGGUGGCAUUUGUCAUGGCCUACAGCUUUCAGGAGCCUCUGGAGGAGGAAGAUGAAGAUGAGAAGGGGCCCAAUCCUCCGAUGAUGGUGCCUGUAGCAGAUAUUUUGAAUCACGUGGCCAACCACAACGCCAACCUGGAAUACUCUCCCCAAUGUUUACGAAUGGUUACAACACAGCCCGUCGGCAAAGGACAAGAGAUCUUCAACACAUACGGGCAGAUGGCCAACUGGCAGCUCCUACACAUGUACGGCUUCGCGGAGCCGUACCCUAGCAACACCAACGACACAGCCGACAUCCAGAUGGUGACAGUACGCAAGGCGGCACUGCAGCGUGCCAAAAGCGAAGCACAGCAGCGGCUGGUCUCAGAGCAGUGGGACUUCUUGUGCCAGCUGGAGAUGGUGGGGGAGGAAGGCGCCUUUGUGCUUGGCUGGGAUGAGGUGCUGACAGAGGAAGAGCUGUCCACGACCCUGAAGGUGCUGUGCAUGUCAGAAGAAGAAUUCAAGGAGUAUAAGGAACAAGAUGGCUGGGAAGACGACAGUGAGGAAGAGGAAAACUCUACCCUUUCUAAUGAGGCUCUCUCCAGACUUAAAACCCCUUGCAAGAAGCUCCUUUAUGACAGUGUGCUGCUGACCCUGGAGUCUUACAGGUCAGACUUGAAAGCGGAGCAGGACUUGCUAAAUAACAAGGAGGCUUAUGAGAAACUGAGUCGAAGGGAGCAGCAAGCUUUGCAUGUGCGCUAUGGACAGAAAAGGAUCUUGCAUCAGCUGCUAGAGCUGGUACACUAGAAACCUCGCUGCUGCUGGAAGUGAACUGCCUGGAACUGUGCUCAGGAGGGGAAGGGUCAGCCUUUGGCCGUCUCUUCUACAGCAGCGAGAACAGAUGGCAAGAUUGAAUACGGGCCCACUUGUCCCUCACACGGCACAUGGCUUUUUAGCUACCUCUGCAUAAACAAAAAUACCUUCCACAGCACAGAAGUGGUUUUGGGUGGCUUUACCUUACAGCGAGAGCUCUGGAGCACAACUACCACCUUCUUCUAGAGGACUUAAGAACACCCAGAUCUCCUCAUGGCUGCUUUAGGAAGGCAGACAUACCCUGUCAGAACAAGAAAUGGGUUCCCUCAUUUAGCAUCAGAAAUUUAAGGCAAGAACUGCUCCUUGUCCAGAUGCAGAGGGCAGAGAUCCAGCUGGUAGCUCUUACCUUACAGAGGUUCAGAGUAAGUAUCUGGCAGGUGGAGACGCUGACAAACUAAACUCUUCACCUAUGCUUUGUUGAUACUGAGCAUUUUAAAGAGUACAAGCCCACCUGUCUGGUUUUCAUGUAGGCUCAGUAUAGCAAGAUAUUUCCUUUUACCUUUAUAAAAGGCAUUUCUGUAUGGGCUUGCGACUACCCUAUACAGGAGCAGUUCUGCAGCUGCUGUAGGCUAAGCGUUCGAUACACACCCUCCGGUUGAUAAAGUUCUUCCUGAACUCAGGCACUGCUCAGCAUCACAGUUAGCUAUAUUAAUAUUUCCCUCAGCAGUUUCUGCAUGACAGAACACUGGAGGUUUGCAGGCCAAGCUAUAUUUAAUAAAGAUGAUGUUUCUUAUCCA
Molecule: messenger RNA, 2072 nt
Organism: Pygoscelis adeliae (Adelie penguin)
Lineage: Eukaryota; Metazoa; Chordata; Aves; Sphenisciformes; Spheniscidae
Gene: SETD6
Product: SET domain containing 6
Exons: 7
Biological process (GO): peptidyl-lysine monomethylation
Cellular component (GO): nucleus
Molecular function (GO): protein-lysine N-methyltransferase activity; protein binding
Source: RefSeq, a predicted model, not a curated record